AUGUCCACUAAUGGUGAUUGUCAGCAUAUACUGAUGGGAAUGAGAAAAUGCAUACUGCAGCUGUCAGGAUUGAUAGUCAUGAGAAGCAAAGCGACACCGGUCCCAGUAGGAGUGAAUACCCUUGAUCACAAUGUCUUGCAGAUGGUCCUCGACCCAGCUCACGUCAAGCAGAAGAUGAAUUUUAAGGAGCAGACCAGCCAAAAUGAAUGCCGAUUACAUAGGCAAUAUCUUGUUGGACAUGGAAUUGAAGUUGAAAUUGCCAUAGUACCAUCGCCUAUCGAACAGGAGCUUCGGGUCUUUGAGUUUCAUUCCUUAGCAGAAGCUUCAACUGCCAGCCAUGAUAACCAAUUUCUUGAUAUGUCACUUACAUCCUUGACAAACGCUGCCACAAUUCCUAUCACGCUGGAAGCCAUGGCCACUGAAAGAAAUCAGCGCACCGGGUCCAUGGGGAAACUUGAUGAUCAAAUUCGGGAUCCGGUUAUCAACAUACAAGGCAUGAUUGAAGUCAACAUUGUCCUGGACAAUGAGACAGGAUACUCUGAUGUAUGGGGGAAGGUCACAAAGCCGGGCACCAUCUCGAGGGCGAACGAACAAACGGUGGUAUUGAUAACACAGCAAAAGGAAGGCUGCGGCGAUCAACAUCAUCAAUAUUAUUCCCAUUUUGGAAACAACUCUGAACUGGGAACUAUGAAAGCUGAUUCCCCUUGCUAUCAUCAUGCAAUGGAGCCGUCCUCUAUCCAUGCAUCUCCCAAACGACAUUCUGGCACAUCUUGCAACAGAAAAUAUUUUGAAUCUGGUAUAAAUGUUAAGCCAGAGACAUGUCAUUGGGCUCAAAUGCUUCGUCGAUAUUUGAAACAUUAUCCAGUACAAGUAUUGUUCAUAUUCCUGGCAAAGGGUUUUACGACAUUUGUAGGAGAAGCUGAAGGAUGCAACGACAACCAUGCACCACACAAAAGAAUGUUUCCAAAUGCCGCCUCCGAAGAGUUCAGCAUCGCCGCCAGACGCGAACUCAUCACGGCUUUCUUCCAUUGCCUUCCCAGCUUCACUUUCAUUCUUGCAGAUGAGGAACUUGGAGAAUUCCUGGACUGUCGAGACUUGCGUAAAUUCCAGAAACCUCAAUUUCCAGCCAUUUCUACUGUCCUAUGGGACUGGGACCUUGCAACUGGGCUCGGGGAUUGACAGCAGCGUGUCCCAAGGAUUCAGUGCUUGCCUCGAUCGGAAUUCCUUUGUCCGCUUAUUCCGGAAU
Messenger RNA from Desarmillaria tabescens, 1246 nucleotides. RefSeq lists its product as uncharacterized. NCBI's taxonomy places the organism in Eukaryota, Fungi, Basidiomycota, Agaricomycetes, Agaricales, Physalacriaceae. The transcript is spliced from 6 exons. The coding region runs from base 1 to 1179 and encodes 392 amino acids. The record is from RefSeq and is a predicted model, not a curated record.